UUGUUUUAUUGGCCAAUGAGCGAAGCUUACAAAAUACAGUAUAAUGCAUACCAACUAUGAUUCCUUAUUGCUGGAACUAGUUGAGACAUAUGUUGUUAUGUAUUCAGUCUCACCAAGGUCCUUUCAGUACUGAUCUGCAGCAUCUUUCAUGACAUGGCAGUCCUGCAGCAUUUCUGCUCCUCUGCCACCCAGUGCACUUACACUAGGCUGCGAAUAUACACUAACAUGAUUACAUAUAUAAUACUGUAAUAACAUUUAUGAUUAGCAUGACUACUUGUAUAGUUCAGUAGUAUAACAAGGCAGUGCACAACAGCAAACCUAGCGGUGAAACGAUUUCGCUUUUUGCCCCUUUAACACAAUUUUUCAAAGCUCAUCAAAUCAGUCAGAAAUUUUACUUAUCACUUUCUUUGCCCACUGUUGGGAGCCAGUGUCCAUCUUGCCAAGUUUAGACUAAACUGUGAUAUAGAAUCAAAUGUAUUCAUAUGUUUCUUUACCUCCCAUAAGUUACAUUUUUGUUUACUGUUUAGAUGACUCAAAUAGGCGCUCUAAAUCUAUUUCAAUAGCAGCGUAUCACAAAAAAGCUCUCUUCCUUAUUUCGUGUAUGUUAAUUUCAUUAUAUUAGCUUUCUGAAGUCUAUGAACAACUAAAGAACUAUCAUAGACUUCAGGAGGUACAGAGCAGACCCCCUUUCCAUCUUCACAAACAGAGACUGUGUGGAAAAAGUUCAGAGCUUCAAAUUCCCGGGAACCCACAUAUUAGACAAUCCCUCCUGGUCCACCAACACCAUGGCUGUUGUCAAAAAGGCACAGCAGCAUCUGCACUUCCCCAGAAUCCUUAAGAAAAAUAAUCCAGUGACCCUCUAACACAUCACAACAGAGAGUGUCCUUACAUACUGCCUCACAGUCAGGUACACUGGCUGCUCAGCAGCUGACAAAAAGGGUCAUUAACAUAGCCCAAAAAAUGAUCAGCUGCUCUCUUCCCUCACUUCAAGACAUUGCAAACACACACUACCUCUCCAGAAAGCCUGACCACCACCUGUUUGACCCCCUGCCCUCAGGCAAACUCAGACCACCAGACUCAUGAACAGUUUCUUUCCAAAGUGCAUUCACACUCUCAAUCAACAUACAAAAUGAACAGCCAUAGUGCACUCUCAGAAGCACUCUCACAACAACACUCUAAUGACAUUUUAUUUCUACAUGGCAAUUAUCUGAUCUUAUUUGUGCAAUAACCACUGUGGUCAGGGCAAUUUGUUGACUCUGGCACUUUUAUAGCUACCUCUUUAUUUUGUGUGCAAUGAGGUAUUUGUAGUGUGCUUAUCUUUUUUAAUAUUGUAUGAAAUAUGUGUCUUUUUUAAACUCUUAGGCACCAACCAGGAGUUCAUUGUAUCCUGCACAACACAAGACAAUAAAGGCUUUCUAUUCUAUUCAGUUUUAUUCUUUUCUAUUCAAACUCCAAAAUGAUAUCCUCAUUUCACCUCUUCCACUCGCCACUCUACUACCCCAUGAGCCAAUGUUAUAUUUAACUAAACUAAUAUUUAACUCACACUGACCCAACAACAAUCAUGAUAAGAGGCCUUUUUUCUUGUUAAGAGAAGGAAAUUACAAAUAGGCUUAUAAACAUUAUGUUUAUAGUAUGUACAGUAUCCUAGCCUGAUGUGCCUAUUUAUUAACAUUCUGUACAUCUACUAAUUAAGCAGGGGAUAAUCCACUAACAUGCUUUAAUGCACAUGUUUAUUUGAUUAAGUUAUGCUGUUAAUAUAGAAUCUAGUUCUUUCAACGUCUUACUCUUUAAAGGAGGACACAAAUGGUCUUUUUGUGCCUCUUACUUCUAGAAACUGUUGAGAGGCUCUACGAUCCACCAUUGCUGUAACACAAAAAAACAAGAAACUCUUUAGUCACAACUAGGGCUGGGUAUUGUUCACAUUUGAACCAAUACCAGUAUAGGUUCUGGUACCUGGAAUUCACUAAUGGUACCCAACAGUACCUUUUUUUGGUAGGCUACUUUCUCUGUAAUAACAAAAAACUAGUCCAUACCCAUUGAGUACAGCAUACCAUACCAUGACUUAGUCAUACCAAAAAUUAGAAAAACAAACAAACAUUUGGCUACAGGGCGAGCCACAGCGAUCGGCCGCAUUUUAGCCAUUUUUAAGCAUUUUUCUGUUGUUAUAGCGCCACCCAGUUGCCAAUUAGAGUUAAAUUUCUCCAGUCACCUUGAGGCGUCCUGUUCUACAUAUCUACCAAGUUUAGUAAAAAUCCAUAUGGCGGUUAGGCCUAGAUAAGAAAUUAGCUCUCUAGCGCCCCCAUCUUGUUUGAUCGGGUCAAUAAUGGAGGGUUCCCCUCAGAUUAUGUGUGGUCAUAUGCCUACAAAGUUGCGUGGUGAUGGGUGAAACCCUUGAGAUGUUAUACACCUUUAUGUGAUGAGCCACGCCCUCCACAAUAUUCAUUGCCUUAUAGAAGCUCAGUUUUAGUAAGUUUUCCAACUUUUGCCAAGAGGGAACUUUAGAUAUUGAUGUAAUAUUGCUUCAUUCGCAUCCUCCCAUGACCCUCUACCACUGUGCCAAAUUUCACAUCGAUUGUCCAAGUCAGUGAGGAGAAAAACAUGGAACAGACAUACAGACACACCCACAGACAGAGUUUUCGUCAUUAUAUAGGAAGAAGACUAUCAUGGCAGAUCAGUGCUGCAGUUAAUAGUUUUGUCUAGCAGCCGACAGAGUGUCUAAAUGGUGCUAUCCUCAGCUCUGUGGAUAGCAUCCAGGCUUUGGGGUUCUUUGUGGCACUUGCACAUCUUGUCGAAGCCUGGCAUUCUCACCUAGAUGCAUUCACAGGUACCGAACUUUGGUGGCAUGGAGGAUUUAUGGUGAAUCGGUACUUGGUACUAUUGACAUAAUUUGGGUCAGUGCCCUUAAAAAUACCAAUUUUGGUACUCAACGCUAUAGCUAGCGUUAAGUUAGUUGGCCCUUUGGCUGAGGAGCUCAGCUUAUGGUGUAAUUGUCAGCAUAAUGGUUAAGUUAGAAAGGUUAAUUAAGCAGUCCUGAGCACUAACAUUAUUGAUGUGGAAUUUGGAACAUCAAUUAUACUAUAGCUCCAUAGAAAUGAUUGAUGUGAUACUGUUUUGUGCGGCAGUCAGUUGAUUUGACAUUGAAAUGGGCCUCUAGAUGAGUGCUGGCACUGAAUUACAGCACAGACACUGCAACAUUAUAGUCUUAUUGCUAAUGUAGCAUGUUGCUUUUCCAGUAAAUGUGAAACACUGACAAUAUGUUGCUUUAUCUGUCUCUAGCUUCACUCAGAGCAGUGGAUUAAGUGUUCAGAGUUCUACAAAUUGUCGUGGCACUGUUAUCCAGUAGUAUUUGUUGGGUAAUUUCAUGUGAUGUCACCGCCUGUAGGUCAUCAAGUGUAAGGCAGCAGUGGCCUGGGAGUCCAACAAGCCUUUGGUGAUGGAAGAGGUUGAGGUAGCUCCGCCCCAGGACAACGAGAUCUGCAUCAAGGUGGAACCGGGCUCAACAUGUGCUGUGUUCGGCCUGGGAGCUGUGGGUUUGGCUGCAGUCAUGGGCUGCAAGGCUGCAGGAGCCAAGAGGAUCAUCGCUGUUGACAUCAAUCCAGAGAAGUCUGAGAAGGCCAAGGUGUUUGGUGCAACUGACUUUGUGAACCCCAAGGAUCACAAUAAACCCAUCAGCCAAGUGCUAUCUGAGAUGACUGAUGGAGGAGUGGACUACUCCCUGGAAUGUGUUGGGAAUGUGGAAGUCAUGCGCAGUGCCUUAGAGUCAUGUGUGAAAGGUGGGGGUGUCAGCGUGAUUGUUGGCUGGACAGACAUGCAAGAUGUUGCUGCAAGACCCAUUCAGCUCAUUGCUGGACGCGCAUGGACGGGCUCUGCAUUUGGAGGUGAGACAAAUAUGACCACCACCACUAAUGAAUCUCCAAUAACCGAAUGGCUUUGGGCUUAGCUGUAUUCUAGAUUGGUGGCACUGUGGAAAAGUGGUUAGCAUUGUUGCCUCACACCAAGAGGGUUCAAGGUUCACGCCCCGUGGUGGCGGAGCCCUUCUGUGCAGAGUUCUCCCUGUGUCAGCGUGGUUUUCCUCGGGGUACUCGGGUUUCCUCCCACAGUCCAAAGACAUGUAGGCUAGGGUAAUUGGUGACUCUAAAUUGCCCUUAGGUGUGAAUGUAAGAAUCAAUGGUUGUCUGUGUCUGUGAUAGUCUGACGAUCUGUCCAGGGUGUACCCCAUCUCUUGCCUAAUGUCAGCUGGGAGCGGCUCCAGCCCCCCGCGACCCCUAACAGGAUAAGUGGUUACGGAAAGUGAACAAAUGUAUACCAGAUAAGACUCUAAAGCCCCUUUUACACUGCCAGAUUUUCUGCGAAUGUUGGGCCGUAUUGCUGGCAAGCUGCGAGGGUAUAGACACACAGAGCUGGAUUGGUGAGUUGAUCGAUUGAUGACUUGUGGGAGGAGCUGUUGAUGACGCUACACAUGCGACCCACUGGCCGUGGAUAAACAGGAAACAGCUGAUAGCAGGAAUUAGUGAGCAGCUAGUAGCAAGAGGGAAACGCAAACCUAGCAGACACUGUAAAGAUGAGCAACUGGGGAGACAAGGAAUUGCGCACCCUCCUUGCCCUCGCAAACGAAGAGGCCAUUAACCGUCAGAUGACAGGGACGGUGAAGGACGGGCCAACUUAUGAGAGAAUCGCCAAAGGACUGACAAGCCACGGCUUCCCUCCCACAACACUGUUUACGUCACAUGCUGAGCUAAACGUUUUGUUACGCCCCCCAUUGCCCCGAAAAAGGUGCAUUCUGUAUAAACAAAAUUAGGUAGGCGGCAUUUUGCCGCCCCACUCCACCUUCAGUCUGAAGAAGGGCACCUGUGGCCCGAAACUGUGGCCUGAAACGUCACUCCUUGGUCUUUUCAAAUAUGGUAUAUGGUAUGUUUAUACAACUAUACUUUUCUACCAUUCAGGACUUAACAUUAUCAGUUAUGAAGUUAAUAUUCAUAUCUUUUUUU
Messenger RNA from Epinephelus fuscoguttatus (brown-marbled grouper), 4988 nucleotides. RefSeq names its product alcohol dehydrogenase 1-like. The transcript has 3 exons. The record is from RefSeq and is a predicted model, not a curated record. Gene Ontology annotation, biological process: formaldehyde catabolic process. Bases 3434 to 3940 code for a protein of 168 amino acids. Gene Ontology annotation, molecular function: S-(hydroxymethyl)glutathione dehydrogenase [NAD(P)+] activity; zinc ion binding. Lineage: Eukaryota; Metazoa; Chordata; Actinopteri; Perciformes; Serranidae. Gene Ontology annotation, cellular component: cytosol.